Messenger RNA from Gavia stellata (red-throated loon), 723 nucleotides. Its product is annotated as uroplakin-3b-like protein 1. The record is from RefSeq and is a predicted model, not a curated record. Bases 1 to 723 code for a protein of 240 amino acids. The transcript is spliced from 6 exons. Lineage: Eukaryota; Metazoa; Chordata; Aves; Gaviiformes; Gaviidae.
AUGUUCCCGCUGCUCCUCCUGCUCCUGGCGACAGCCCACGGCCUGGAGGAGCUCUCGUACAAACCGACCCUGGCCGGCCCGGAGCUGGGGGGCCUGACCACCAACUCCACCUUCGUGCUGGAGCAGCCCCGCUGCGUCUUCACCAAGGCGCAAGGCGACGCCGUCAUCUGGCUGGUGGUGGCCAUCUCCAAGGCCGUACCCAACUUCAACAACAGCAUGGGACUGGGGACCUUCCAGGGCUUCCCCACCACAGCCCCCGCCUACAUGACCCUCAACACCACCCUCCUCAACUACCCCUGCCCCAAAUCCCCCGGGGAGAUCACGGUGCUGCGCGUCGGCAGCGAGACCAGUUGCGUCAGGGAUGAGACAAGACCCACCUGCAACGGCCCCCUGCCCGGUCCCGGGCCAUACCAGGUGAAGUUCCUCGCCUUCAAGGACUCCAAGCCUGUGGCUGAGACAGGCUGGUCGGAUCCCAUCACCCUGAAGACAGCCCAGCCGCUUGGCAGCACCCCCGCCAUGGGCAGCAGGCACAGCGCCGGCAUGAUCGCCCUCACCUCCAUCCUCUCCAUCCUCUUCGCCAUCCUGCUGGCUGGCCUGAUGGCCAUGCUGGUCUUCCACUCAGACGCCUACGGCGGCAGCAGCAUCUUCAGCAAGCCGGAGGCAGUGACGGUACAGCGGUACAACACCCACCACGUCUACGACCAGCCGGCCGCCCGGCUCUGA